AUGCGGACCAUCCAGCUGUUCAACUCGGAGGCUCAAGCCAACUACAAGAAGGCGGGUCGGGCUGCAAUGAAGAAUGCUGAGGAGGAUGACAUCAUCCCUAAAGGACAGUGUGGGUCCCGAAAGCAGCACCAGUCCAUUGAUCACGCCCUUUCCAAACGAUUGAUCUGGGACUCGCUGAUCCUGGAACGACGGUCUUCCGGCUGGAUCUCAAAUGACGCGAAGUCUUGCUUCGAUCGCAUCGUUCACUGGGUAGCGAAGACGGCCUUGCGGAGAUUUGGCCUGCCGGUCACUGUCACCAACCUAAUGUUUGAUAUCUUGGCAAAGGCUAAACACAGGGUCCAAACUGGCUCUGGUGACUCGGAUCGGACCUUUGGGCCAACUGGCGAUGUUCCCUUCCAGGGCUGCGGUCAAGGCAAUGGCGCAGGCCCGUGCAUCUGGGUUGCGAUCAGUGCCAUACUCAUUGACGCCAUGGAGGCCGAGGGAUUUGGGUACACGAGCCAAACUGCCCUCACCAACGAGGAGUUCUUCGCUUCGUGCUUCUGCUUUGUUGAUGACACCGAUGUCAUGGAGUCAAACAACAACGUGGAGACGACUGGCGAAGACCUCCUUCCUUCUGUACAAUCGGCUUUGGACCUUUGGUCGGGUGGCAUCAGUGCCACCGGUGGAGCUAUCAACCCGGCCUUCUGGUGGCUGAUUGAUUUCAAAUGGCGGCCGUCCUCUGGCACAUGGGUGUUUUGA
Molecule: messenger RNA, 738 nt
Organism: Cylindrotheca closterium
Lineage: Eukaryota; Bacillariophyta; Bacillariophyceae; Bacillariales; Bacillariaceae
Source: the annotation of a GenBank genome assembly